AUGGCUUGUGAGGGCCCGCACAUCACCUGGGGGCGCGCCAACACCAAAACCGCCUACUUCGAGGACGCGGGCACCACCAACGUGACGGCGGUAGUGGGACAGCGUGCCGUUCUGCCCUGCCAAGUGGUCAACCUCGACAAGAGAGACGUGUCGUGGAUCAGGCAGCGUGACCUCCACAUCCUAACGGUCGGGAUCUACACCUACACCAGCGACGACAGGUUCAGGGUGUACCAUCCGGAGGGCAGCAAUGAUUGGUACCUGGAGGUGAACCCCGUGACCUUCCGAGACGCAGGUGUGUACGAAUGCCAGGUAUCCACGAGCCCGAAGAUACACCUGCCUGUGCUGCUGUCCGUGGAAGUCCAGCAGGCGCGGAUCGAGGGCCCGGAGGAGGUGUUCAUCCAGAGCGGGUCCACCAUCAAGCUCUCCUGCCUCGUUAACACCCACUCGGAUAACGUGGGCACCGUCACCUGGUUUCGGAACGCACAGGAGCUUGAUUACGACUCGCCCAGGGGCGGCGUGAGUAUCGAAAUUGAGAAGACGCCGCUCCGCACCACCUCCAAGCUCUUCCUGACGAGGGCGACGAAGGCGGACUCGGGGAACUACACGUGCGCUCCGAAGUUCGCCGACGCCGCCUCCCUGAUGGUGCACGUCGUCAACGGUGAGGAGUCCGCGGCCGUUCAUACAGCAGGUGGGGGGGAGCUGAGGCCUGACCUGGGGCUGUUGCUGACGACUCUAAUGCUGUUUGCUGUUACCCUGUGGUCUCCCAAGCGCCGGUGACCUCCCUUCCCCCCAGGGUGAGCAAUUAGCGUGGAGGGAGACACCUGGAGAUACCUGUUCAUCUCCACGACUACUACUACUACUACUACUACUACUACUACCACUACUUCUGCCUCUCCUCCUCCUCACUACUACUACUACUACUACUACUACUACUACUACUACUACUACCACUAUUUCUGCCUCUCCUCCUCCUCACUACUACUACUACUACUACUACUACUUCACCAUUUAGUGCCUUAUUUAUAUAAACUCUGGAAAUAAUAUUAAUGUGUAUCUACCUAGUAACACACACACACACACACACACACACACACACACACACACACACACACACACACACAUACAUACAUACAGACAUACCCACACUUGUAAAUUGAAACAUAGAACACAUAAACAAAGAUAAAGAGAGAGAAAGAAAGGAAGAGAGAAAGAGAGAGAAGAAAAAAUACUCAGACACAAACCUUCUCUUUAUAUGUUAUUAUGAUACUGUAGAAAAAAAAUAUAAUAUCCACAAGAAUAAUUAAAUGUAUAUAGAAAAAAAAUAUUGUAGAGAAAACCACAAACCUCAUAUCUGUCUUUAUGAAGGUGAUAAUUAUGUCGAGUGAAAGUAAUUAAGAAAAGGUUAAUAACAGGUAAGAAAAAUGAACAGGUGAGUGAAGUGAAUUAAAGAAAAAACAAGAGGAAAAUGAAAGUUGUUUGUCACCUCGUCGUGGAAACAAACAAACAAACUCACUUCACUUGUUUUGGUUUACUGGUUGGCUGGUUGGUUGACUGGUUGGCUGGUUGGCUGAG
Molecule: messenger RNA, 1572 nt
Organism: Eriocheir sinensis (Chinese mitten crab)
Lineage: Eukaryota; Metazoa; Arthropoda; Malacostraca; Decapoda; Varunidae
Product: kin of IRRE-like protein 1
Exons: 8
Coding region: 1-777 (258 amino acids)
Biological process (GO): synapse organization
Cellular component (GO): neuron projection membrane
Source: RefSeq, a predicted model, not a curated record